UACUCCUCGUCGUUUAUUAAUAAGCUACACCCUGGUUGAUGAACAAGUAAAGUCCACAAGGCAGCCCCACCUGAGAACUGAAAUUCAGAUCAACUGCACCCACAUCAUGGUGAAUGUAACGGUCGUCGCUCUCCUUAUCGCUAUCGCUGCAUCGGCCACUCCUGCGGCGUCAUAUACCAAUCACACCGUCGGCGGCGACGCCGGGUGGUUCUUCAACACCACCACCAACACUUCCAUCAUCGACUACUCCAAAUGGGCCGCUAAUCAGACAUUCAGUCUCGGUGAUUUCCUAAUUUUCAAAACGAAUACCAAUCAGACGGUGGUCCAGACCUACAACGAGACGACGUACCAAAGUUGCAACACCGACGACGCGUCCGACGACGACACCUUCCACUACGACGCCGGAAGUAACGAGUUCGGUGAAGCGUGGACAAUCGCCGUGGCAUUGACCAUCGAAGGUCCGAACUAUUACUUAUCCGACGCCGACGACGGUGUGCAGUGUCAGAACGGCUUGUCCUUCGCGAUAGACGUGAAGCACGGGCAAGGCUUACCUCCAAGCCUGAACCAGCCUCCGCCGCCCCCGUACAUGGAGCCUCCGUCGGCGGAUUCGCCUCCCUCGCCGACGGUGGCAGUCGCUGGACGCCAGCCCUCUGGCAACGGUGAUUCAAGGAAUGCUGCUAACAUGCGCGCGGUGUUGGGUGUCCUCCUCUUGCUUUUGGUGUAAGGAGGAGGGUAUAAUCGUAUUUUUGGACGGUUCGGAGGUUAGCCUGCGAACGUUUAGUACACGUGUCGGGUAGAGGGUUGUAACGUGUUUGGUUCUCAGGUCUGAUUGGUUCCGGGGUGGGUUGAGCAUAUUCCUGUUUUGUUCUUUAUUCUGUCUUGGUUCUACUCAUUAAAAUUUAAAACCCAUUUUAUAACAUUCAAUUCAGAUAUACGACUUCAUUUAGAACA
Molecule: messenger RNA, 951 nt
Organism: Vitis riparia (riverbank grape)
Lineage: Eukaryota; Viridiplantae; Streptophyta; Magnoliopsida; Vitales; Vitaceae
Product: cucumber peeling cupredoxin-like
Exons: 2
Coding region: 107-724 (205 amino acids)
Cellular component (GO): plasma membrane
Molecular function (GO): electron transfer activity
Source: RefSeq, a predicted model, not a curated record